Cyprinodon tularosa is the source of this 1499-nucleotide messenger RNA. It is a transcript of the gene mlst8, whose product is annotated as MTOR associated protein, LST8 homolog (S. cerevisiae). Gene Ontology annotation, molecular function: protein binding. Gene Ontology annotation, biological process: regulation of actin cytoskeleton organization; TOR signaling. The transcript is spliced from 9 exons. The record is from RefSeq and is a predicted model, not a curated record. The coding region runs from base 118 to 1098 and encodes 326 amino acids. NCBI's taxonomy places the organism in Eukaryota, Metazoa, Chordata, Actinopteri, Cyprinodontiformes, Cyprinodontidae. Gene Ontology annotation, cellular component: TORC1 complex; TORC2 complex.
CAGGGGGCAGUAGUGUUCCAGGCGGAACUAAAAGUUGAAGCUGCACGUUUCUGGCGGACCUCUUACGGAAAGAGACCUGUAGUUUUUCACGUCUUUCUACAAACCAGCUGCAGAAACAUGAAUGUGAACCAGGGGACGGUGGGCAGCGACCCGGUCAUUCUGGCAACGGCUGGAUACGACCACACAGUCCGGUUCUGGCAGGCUCACAGCGGGAUCUGCACCAGGACCGUCCAGCACCAGGACUCUCAGGUGAAUUCUCUCGAAGUCACACCAGACCGAAGUAUGAUUGCUGCUGCAGGCUAUCAGCAUAUCCGCAUGUACGACCUGAACUCUAACAACCCGAACCCAGUGAUCAACUAUGACGGAGUCAGCAAGAACAUAACGUCUGUGGGUUUUCAUGAGGACGGACGGUGGAUGUACACAGGAGGGGAGGACUGCAUGGCUCGCAUUUGGGACCUGAGGUCAAGAAAUCUUCAGUGUCAAAGGAUCUUUCAGGUGAACGCUCCGAUCAACUGUGUGUGUCUGCAUCCCAACCAGGCUGAGUUGAUUGUUGGAGACCAAAGUGGCGUCAUUCAUGUCUGGGAUCUGAAAACAGAUCACAACGAGCAGCUGAUUCCAGAACCAGAGGUUUCGGUUAACUCCGUUCACAUUGACCCGGACGCCAGUUACAUGGCUGCAGUCAACAGCUCGGGUAACUGUUACGUUUGGAACCUCGCUGGAGGCAUGGGAGAUGAAGUGACCCAGCUUAUUCCCAAGACUAAAAUCCCAGCACACAAGCGUUACUCGCUGCGCUGCAAAUUCAGCCCUGACUCCACACUGCUGGCUACCUGCUCCGCAGACCAGACCUGUAAGAUCUGGAGGACGUCCAAUUUCUCCCUCAUGACUGAGCUGAGCAUCAAGAGCAACAAUCCAGGAGAGACGUCGAGGGGCUGGAUGUGGGAUUGUGCUUUCUCAGGAGACUCCCAGUACAUAGUUACCGCGUCUUCAGACAACCUGGCCCGGCUGUGGUGCGUGGAGACCGGCGAGAUCAAGAGGGAGUACAGCGGCCACCAGAAAGCCGUGGUGUGUCUGGCCUUCAACGACAGCGUGCUGGGCUGAGGAGGAAGAGGAUGAUUUGAAGGUUUCCAUGAAGGAAACGGUGUUUCCGCCUGCAGCAGGACGAGGUGCAAACGUUCCAAGCUCAGCCAAGUCAGUCAGCUGCGCAGGAAGCAUUUUACCGAGGAGCAUUAGAUUAAAAGGGGCUGAAUACACACAACCUUUAGAUGCUUUUGUAAAAAAUUUGAAACUAUUUAUCAUUUUAUUUUACAGUUAAGCCCAAGAUAGUAAAUUAAAGUCUGUCUCUAAGGUAAUAAAAUGUUGAACAUUGGAAUUAAUUUCCUGCUCUUUAUGUGCAGCUAAGAUCUAAUAACUCUGUACUGCUCAUUCAGUUAUAAAUGCUGUAAAAUUAUUUUAAUCCUCUAUAAGACUCUUAUUUGUUAUUAAAAAAAAUCUCAAACAAA